AUGAGGGCUGAUUUAGGAUGCUACCAAGGCACAGACUUCCCGUCACGUGAUGACCCUCAGAUUCACUCGCCAAAUAUCGACGCUCUAGCGCGGAAAAGCCUGCUCCUGAAAAAGGCGUACGUACAGCAGGCGAUUUGUAGUCCAAGCCGAACGUCAUUCCUUACGUCACGGCGACCGGAUACGACGCAUGUUUACGAUCUGGAUACGUACUGGCGCAAAAAGAGCGGGAACUUCACGACUAUACCACAGUACUUCAAAAACCACGGAAGGAUAACCGCCGGUAUGGGUAAAAUAUUCCACCCGGUACUUAAUAGUCAUGAGGAUGCCCCUUAUUCGUGGACGGAGCCGUACGUUCAGCCGCGACCAUCGAGCUACGAAGGGGCUAAAAUAAGUCAUAUGUACCUAAACGAUUCCCAGCUCGCGAACGACCCGCUUGUAGAUGAAAAAAUCGCGCAGGCUGCUGUAAGAGCUCUGCAGGAUUUUGCAACGGGUGGCAAAUACGCGGAACGUCCGUUCUUUCUCGCUGUAGGUUUUUCUAGGCCACAUUUGCCGUUUGUGUCGCCGGUAAGGUUUUCGCAAUACUACCCUGCUAGUUCAGUUCAUCUUCCAAGCAAUCCGUACGCACCGACCAACAUGCCGCGCAUCGCAUGGUGGUCAAGUUUGGAGUUGAUUAACGGUUACACGGACAUUACAGCUUUAAACUAUCACGGGAACAUAAAUGAGACGCUGCCGGAUAAUGUCGCGCGCGAGCUCAGGAGAGCGUACUUUUCAGCGAUAUCGUGGGUUGAUUCGUUAGUUGGCGUCGUUUUAAAUGAACUGGAACGCUUAGGGCUUUCCAAUGACACUGUUGUUUCUCUUCUCGGCGAUCACGGAUACCAGCUCGGAGAGCACGGCAUCUGGACGAAGCAUUCGAAUUUCGAGUUGGCCGCGCAUGCGCCUAUGAUGAUUCGGAUCCCCGGCCUCACCGACAACGGAAUCAUUACAAAUCGCCUGGUGGAAUUUGUGGACUUGUUUCCGACGCUUGUUGACGCGGUCGGUUUACCACCGAUUCCCGUUUGUCCCGAGAAUUCACAGAACGUGCUCACGUGUACGGAAGGUGAGAGCUUUAUGCCGCUGGUCCAUAACGCAACAGCUGCGUGGAAACACUCUGCGUUUUCGCAGUACCCGCGCGGCGCUAGAAUCAUGGGUUACUCACUGCGUUCAGAUCGUUACCGGUACACGGAGUGGGUCGAUUUCAACAACCAAACCUUUAAGCCGGAUUGGACCAGAAAUCACGGCACGGAACUGUACGAUCACCAGACGGACCCCGACGAGAAUCAUAACGUAGCGUCCGACCACGCUAAUGCAGAUCUGGUGAAAAGCAUGGCCUUUCGACUACAUGCCGGCUGGCGUCACGUAAGCCCGUCAAUCAAUAACCCAACAAUAGUGGGAUGA
Molecule: messenger RNA, 1434 nt
Organism: Dreissena polymorpha
Lineage: Eukaryota; Metazoa; Mollusca; Bivalvia; Myida; Dreissenidae
Product: iduronate 2-sulfatase-like
Exons: 1
Coding region: 1-1434 (477 amino acids)
Molecular function (GO): iduronate-2-sulfatase activity
Source: RefSeq, a predicted model, not a curated record